This is a messenger RNA of Lathyrus sativus (Indian pea), 2628 nucleotides long. The record is from the annotation of a GenBank genome assembly. Lineage: Eukaryota; Viridiplantae; Streptophyta; Magnoliopsida; Fabales; Fabaceae.
AUGAACGGUACUAAAGAUGAACCAUUUUUAGCACUUCCGUGGCAUUGGAUAAUGGAAUCCCUAGCAGGUUUCAAAGAAAUUCCCUUAUCCACUCUACAAGGUUUGGUUGAUGCUGCACCGGUAAGGCAGGAUGAUUUUUGUGAAAAUACAAAAGAAUUGGUUGCUUUGAGGUGUUUGGAGGAACUUUAUGCUUCGUUUUCUUCUUCAAUAUUGGAUUCUUCAGUUGAAGUUGAUUCUUCGGGAUCUUGUGAAGAUGUUCUUCGAGAAAUAUUGCAUGAGGUGCCUUUAUCAAAUCUUAAAAUUGCUGGAGCAAAGCUAUUGAAAUGGGAUGUUAACCCAUUUAUCACAUACAAAAGAGCUGGCAAUGUGAAAUGCCACUUAGAGAAGCUGAAAGAAUCAAUAUUGGAAGGAACACUACCACUUUCUGAUCACUUAAAAGAAAGGAGUGGAUUAUUCCAAAUGAAUCGGCCUCAUACAGUACAUGUGAAUGAUGGUAAAUGCAAUGAUCAUUCAGUGAAGGGUGAUGGGAACUCCACUUAUGCAGAAGACAUGGGAGCAAAAGAAAACUCAGUGUCCUUAAUAUUAGGGGAUGGCAACAAAUCUUCGAAAGAAGAUUUACCCAAUAAUAAAUGUUUAUCCUCCAAGAGGAAUAGGGUUUACUCAGCUGAUGAGCAUUUAGUGAGUUGCUUUAAUGAAAAGCAGGCUUGUAUAAGUGAAUGUGAUGGAUUCUUAAGUACAAAAAGGAUUAAACGUAGUGCAUUGACAAAUUUUGGUUCCAAAAAAGAAAAGCAAGUUUCUCGACUUGAAAAGGAAGUGCCAGAAAACUCGACUGAAAAAGUUCUAAUUUCUGAGAAUGUCGUUCACACCAAAAAGAAAAACAGUGAAGCUCAGAGUGAUGGAUCCUUAGAGGCUAGUCAUAUUAAGUGCUCUGCUUCAAAUUUGUGUCAGCCAAGUGGGCAAAAUGAAGCCUUUAAUGCUGAAUUAGACAUUUCCUUUAAGGCAAUUUUAACGCCUCAGCAGAAAACUUCUGGAGGUAAACCCUGGUCUGAACAUGAAUCAGAUUUGCAACUUAAAGAUUUAAAUUGUUCCCAGCAGACAGCUAGUGGUGUUAAAGCUCAAGAUGGUACUGGUAAUGGCUGUGGGGUAGAGAUACCAGGUGAGACAGUUGCGUACCAAGGUGAAAAGAUUAAUCUCGUAAUGAAAAAGCACAAAAAGAGAAGUCUUGAUAUAAAGUGUAGCAAAGGUGGUCAAUUACUGGUUUGUGAAGCGGUUACUGUCCCACUAAAUGAUGAUGUACAUGUUGAGCCCAUUCCAACACAUGAUGGUAAUGCAAAUAAGCUUUCGCAUAUGACUAAUCCAUCUCAAACCCAGCAGAAGGAGCCAAAUGUUGCAUCUUUAAAUGCCUCUCGGAAGCCAGUUGCUAGUGACAAAGCUGUAGUUGAUACUGUCAAUGAUUGUGGAGCAGAGUUAUCAAAUGACAGUGAUGAGUUUCACAACGAAAAGAUUGAUCUUAUAGCCAAAAAAGAUGAAUUCCUGAACUCCCAGCACACUUUUGGUCAAGAUUUGCCAGUAAUGACUGAAUCGACCAGCCAAAAUCUUUGUAUGAAGUGCAAUGAAGCUGGGCAAUUACUGGUUUGUAAAACUACCACUUGCUCAUUGAUGGUGCAUAAAAACUGCCUGGGUGCAUCUCCUCAGUUGGAUGCAAAGGGAAACUUUUUCUGCCCAUUUUGUGCUUAUUCUCACACUAUUUCAGAAUAUCUUGAAGCCAAGAAAAUAGCUUCAUUGGCAAGGAAAGAAUUAGCUAUCUUCAUUAGUAGUAAGGGUAUAAGAAAAGAAGCUGUAGAACAUGUUCAUGAAUCAGGUAGGCAAGAAUGUAUUUUUUCAAGAAAGAGUUAUGAGUGCGAGCAUACACCGUUAACAGUGAAUGAAGAAAAUAGAGAAGAUCAUGCUGGUGAGCAUGCAAAUAAAGUUGGUAAUUUUCCUUUUGAAAGAAGUCAGAAACAAGUUCCUAUUUCAGCGGUUCACUCAUCAUCCUUCAGAGAAAAGGAAAAUGUAAAUAUUGGGUUAGCAGGUGAUGUAAGAGAAGAGGAUGACUGUGAAAUGCUGAAUGCAAAGAGCUUAACUGGUGAAAUUGUUGAAGACAGAGAAAUGGAAACUGAUCAUGUAGGUGGAUGUGGCAAUGAAAAGUUUUCUUGUAAGAAGCUAAAGAUUGUGUGUGCUAAUGAAAGUAAUGUUGAAGAAGUUCUGCAGAAUAUGACAGAGUAUAGUAUGGAUGGAACAGUAGAGCCAGUUUGGACUCACAAAACUGUAAAAGAUGAAAUUUCUAAAGAUGAAUGGGAGAAGCAUAGUAUUUCUAGAUACUCCAUGAGAUUCCGUAUGCAUGAAGUUCAGAACAAAAUUCAAGAAAGCCCUCGGAUAAGGCGGAAAAAAAUCCCAUGGACAACUGAAGAGGAAGAGCUGAUACAGGAGGGGGUCCAGAAAUUUGGUUUCAGCGACUCAAAACUGCCAUGGAAGAAAAUUUUGGCAUUCGGUUCUCACUUGUUUGAGAAGAAUGACAGGCUUCGUACUCCACAAGACCUAAAGGAUAAAUGGAAAAACAUGUGCAAAGCACACGCAAAAUUGAAAUAA